CCCUGCUAUCUGUCAUGCACUCCUAUUGUUUAGGUGUGUAUGCGUUUAGAUGUGUUAUCUCAGGAUCUUCUCUCUACUUUUAUAAACAGUAUUUUUAUUUUGCUCGCUCUGCAAUUAAAUUAAUUGGAGUUUAAUUAAAGUGGCUUUAAUUGAUAACUUGGGCUCAUAUUGUGUAAUAAAAGUGUUUUUGUUUACUGUUUUAUGUGCACAAUAUGAACAAAAAUAUCACGAUGCAAAUCCCAAUGUAAGAGAACAAUGAUGUUCAGCAGAUGUAAUAUUGUUCGAUGGGAAACUCUAAACAGCUGAUCUAUAGGGCAACGCGAUAACAAAUAAUCGACCGCUAAUCAUGUUCACGAUAGAAAAAUAAGGGAUACGGGUUAAAUGCCCUUGUUACGCAAAUUACUACUGAGGCUGACAAUCCUUGUGUUGUUUCUGGUAGCCCUUUAUUGCUAUCAGACAUCCAAUGGUGGGCACUGGAUUGUGCCCAAUAUGCGCAUGCAAAAUGCAAGCCUGGGAAAUCUUACAACCACCUUAACAGUAACAAAUUAUUCUAUUGAAAUUGUUCAAGACAAUUAUUUAUCUUCGACAGCAAGCACUUUGCUACAUGAUUGGGCAGACUAUUACAAUAUUUGGUGUAUUUUUACCAAAGUUGCUUCAAACUCGCCCAUGAAACGCAAGUUUCAAAUAUUUGUAGAUUCUUUACUCAGAUUGAGCUCUGUAAAUAUUGCUUUUCAUGUAAUAAGCGAUGAUGAGAGUAAAAGUAUAGCACAAAUUGUUAUUCGAGAUGUUAAAGUUAAUACUGGGAAAUUUAUAAAGUUUCAGGUAUUUUAUUAUGAUGUACACAUACUGGCCACACAACUAGAGGAUAUUGUGUCAGUUAUGUCCCCACAUUUCAGUAGUAAACCAGGGACAUAUUAUUCUGAUGCAUUAUUCUUUCUCUCACUGGGUAUGCAUAAGAUUGCACCCAGUCAUCAGAAACUAGCUGUAAUGUUUGAUGCGGAUACAAAGUUUCGCAGAGACGUGAAGGAUUUAUUUGAAGAAUUUAACAAUUUUGGGAAGGAGGCUUUGUUUGGCUUGGCUCCAGAGCUAACUCCAGUUUACCGACAUGUUUUAUAUUUAUAUCGCACUAAACAUCCAACAACAAUGUUUGGCGAACCUCGACAUAAAGGCGGAUAUCCUGGCUACAAUAGUGGGAUGGUACUUUUUAAUUUAGAAAGACUACGAAAAUCAUUUGAAUAUAAAGAAAUUGUUACUAAGAACAGUGUGGAUACAAUGACAGAGAAAUAUCACUUUAAGGGUCAUUUAGGCGAUCAAGAUUUCUAUACACUUCUAGGCAUGGAAAGACCAGAACUUAUUCACACAGUUGAUUGUGGUUGGAAUAGGCAGCUUUGUACCUGGUGGCGUGAUCGUGGUUAUGCGGAUAUAUUUGCUAACUAUUCAGAAUGCCACUCAGAGAUUAAACUGUGGCAUGGAAAUUGCAAUACUCCUAUACCUGAUGAUUAAUGAUUUUUAAUCUUUAUCAAAAUUUAUUCACAUGUAUGCAUGUGUGUGUAUACAGUAAAUAUUAAAUACAAAAAAUGCUUCCAAUUUUUAGUUUUAAGGACAAUGGUAUUAAAGUAUGAACAAAAAUGAUAUCCAAACAGAGAAAGUUAAAGAGAAUUAUAAGUGAAAUAACAUCAUUCGUAAAAUAACAUAAUGAUUAUUUAUCUUAAUCAAUAAAUUUAAGAAAUUCUAUUUGUUUUCGAGUUAUUAAUUAAAAAAUAGAAAGAUAUAUAUUUCUCUUCUUAGUCUUUUUUUCUUUUGUAUUGCUAUUGAAUACUUAUUAAAAGAUUGGAUAUCCGUUAAUAAUGGAUUUCAAUAUUGUUAAUUAUAUAAAGAAUAUUAAACAAAGAGUAAAAUAUUAAAAAAUUUGACAGAGAAAUACUCAUUUUUAGUGCAGAGUUACUACAUUUUAUACAAUUUUAUAAACACUUGAUAGUGUUUAUAAAAUUUGUUUCAAUAUUUUGUUUUUUACAGCUGUGAUUUUUUGUUGCAAUAUAUAUUAUACAUAUAUGUAUAUAUAUUAUACAUAUACAUAUAUGUUUAUAUAUUUCCUUUCCCGUGGCAAUAUACAAUUUGUAUUAUUUAAUAUAAUAAUUAAUUUAUAAUAUGAAUCUACAGAUUUAGAAUUUAUUACUUUAUAUAUUUGUAUUUUGAGUAAUAUUAUUGGAAAAUUAUAUAUAAAUUAUGUUAUUGUGAUUAUAUGUAUUGCAUUAAAUCAAUAUAUAUACAAAGGUAUAUAAAGUGAUUAUAUUGAAAUGAAUGCAUACUUAUAUCAAAAAUUAACAUUCUAUUUGUGAUGCACAAAAUUAUUGAUACACGAAUUGACUUCGUCGCAAGACAAUUGAUUUGAUCUAAAAAAUCACGUGCAUUUGAUUGCAUUUAAUAACCAUAUAUAUAUAUGUCUUCAAUAACCAAUAAUAUAUGCAUCUAUAUACCCAUAUGUAAUAAAAUGUUUGUGUGCAUUAUAUUGUAUAAUAAUAAAAAUGACUGCGUGCGUGUGUGUGUGUGUAUGUAUGUGUGUACAAAAUGUAGUGUUAAAGCGAUGUAUACAUAUAGUAAUAAAAUGACUAUGUAUUAUAAUAAAAAUAUGAUUGCGUGUGAGCGUGUGUGCAAAAUGUAUGUAUAGUUAAUAGCGAAAGCAAUUGCGUCCGAUAUCCGAUAUAUAUGCGUAUAUAUAUAAUAAAAUAAUUGUAUAGUAAUGCAUUAUUGUAUAGUAAUAAAAACGACUGCGUGUUGUGUGUGUGUGUGUGUGUGUAUGUGUGCGUGUGUGUGUGUGUGUGCGCGCGCGCGCAAAAUGUUAAUUAAAGCGAAAGCAAUUGGGUCCAGUACCCGAUAUACAAUAUAUGUAUAAAUGUACAUAAUAAAAAAUGUCUAUUAUUGUAUAAUAAUAAAAAUAACUGCGAGCGGGCGUGUGUGAAUUAUUAUAUAACGUAUAUAUAAGAAAAUAUGUGAAUUAUUAUAUAACGUAGAUAAGAGAAUUAAAAAUAUAGUUUGUAAAAUAUAUUUUGUAAUUUUUUUUAAAUCUAAUAAACUGUA
This is a messenger RNA of Cataglyphis hispanica, 3078 nucleotides long. It is a transcript of the gene Xxylt, whose product is annotated as xyloside xylosyltransferase 1-like. Bases 382 to 1503 code for a protein of 373 amino acids. Gene Ontology annotation, molecular function: UDP-xylosyltransferase activity. The record is from RefSeq and is a predicted model, not a curated record. The transcript is spliced from 4 exons. Lineage: Eukaryota; Metazoa; Arthropoda; Insecta; Hymenoptera; Formicidae.